GUCCUAAGUUAAUAGAAAACAAAAAAAUAUUGCGUUAUUUUUUCUUUGUAACAACAACUUCUGCUAUUUGAGCACUAAGAAGCAGGGUUAAUUCCAAGACAGUUCCUUCCUGGAUGUGCAGGUGAAUGUUCUUGAUGUCAAACAUGCAGAGCUCAGUCUGUCUGCCUCAUAGAAGCUGUUUUAUUGCAGAGCAGGACGGACUGCAGCAGAACCUGAAACUCUUUAGGUGUUUAAUCCCCUUCGUGACUGAUGGUAGGAAUCCAGCUGCGGACAGACAGCCCAGGGUGGAUUACUGGCAGUUAAUGACCGCUGACUUGUCUCGUCCGUGAACGCGCGCUCCCCCAGCCUCGGUCAUUGCUCUCUGCGCUCUAUGUGGCUGCAUGGUCGCUCCCUGGGUUCCGAUGCACGCAGCCUUUAUCCGUCUGCAGAGCAUGCAUGUCUGCAUCCUCCAGCCCAGAACUGAAUCGACAGGAUUUUUUUUUUUUAAUCAUCUUUUUAAAUAAUUCUCAUUGUUGCGCGCAGCUGUUUUGGCCACAGCCAGGCAGGCACUGCCUCCAAAUGGAUUGCUCCGUCUGAUCUCAGCAACACGGUGAUAUGUUGAACUGGAGGCUCCGAGUCAGCCAUCAGUUCCCAGGCAGGACAAAGAAAACUAUUCAAUAAACAUUUGUAUGCUGCAGACCCCGGUGGCUCCAAACCAGGAUCGUAGGGGGAGAGAAAAAAGUUGGAAGUUGAAGAAGGGAUGGUUAUGCAUUGAGUUCCGCACAGAGCCGAGAACAGGCCUACAGGAGAGGGUUCAGAGUAAGGUCGCCCGCGUGUAAACAGCAGAUGUCAAAAGCCGCCUUCACACGCCACCACCCUGGGCUCCAGUGAGCUACGCAGUCAAAGGGACUCAUCACGUCUCUGCUGCCCAUCUGCUGCUGCCUUAGCCCCGUAAGCUUAACGCCUGCAGAGACAUUGGCAGUGACAGCUACCUUACGCCUUAAGGAUUCAGGUGACCGAAGCCGUAGCGGAUUCUCCAGAAAGCCUCUCCAGCGCUCUUCCUUUAAACCUUCUCCUCCUUUUUUGCACCGUUUGUUUAAAAAGAUCAGCAUCCUUAAGAGAAUUUGGACAUGGAUCUAAAGGACCAUAAGAACCGCUCUCUGACCGCUAGCCGUUGUUCUAAGGAGUCCCAGUUCAACACGUCCUCACUGGAUGCAGAUGAGCGCCGGGUUCCCACACAGAAAUCCUACAGCUCCAGUGAGACUCUGAAGGCCUUCGAUCAUGAGCAGAGGCUUCACUACGGCGGCUGCAUUACAGACUUGGUGCACCACGAGGCUGAUGAGUACUCCAGGCAAGGGGGGAACUUCACCCUGGCUGAGCUGGGAGUUUGCGAACAAACUCCCCCUCCACAUCCCGCUGCUGUUCCCUACUGUCCAGACCUGGGCCUCCUCCAGAGGGGGUACUCCCUCAGUGCCGGCUCAGACGCCGACUCGGACCCAGAGGGGCCCCUCUCUCCGGAGCGAGCCAUUCAGCUGUGGGCCGGACGUGCAGGUGUGAAAUCUCGCCGCAGCUCAGGCGUGUCCAGCCGUGAGAACUCUGCUCUUACCCUCACCGACUCCGAGAAUGACAACAAGUCUGAUGACGAGUCAGUUUACCUUGAUGAUGACGAGAAUGAGGAUCCAUUUGGAGACUAUGUGAUCAGUCGCCCACUCCCUCCAACCUCCUCCUCCACCCUGCUCCCGCCGUCCCUUCCGUCGUCCUCGUCUGCCCCUCACCACCCCUCCCCUGGUCCGUCCCCCCCCAUCAGGGAAUGCCAGGUUCCUCUGCUGGAGAAAAACUCCACCCACUCUCACCUGGAGCCUCACCGAGAUGACUCGUACCUGCUACGGGCUCAGUCCUCCUCCUCGGGAGCCGCUAACCACCACAGUCAGUCCACGCUGCAGCCUCCUCUGCCCCCUCCACACAACCACCACAACCUGUCCCACCAGUCUGCAAACAGCCUAAACAGAAACACCUUGAGAGGGGGACGGAACCCUAUUCACGCCCCGCCCCCGGGCACUGGAGAUGGACCGACCACCCCGGAGUCGGUCCAGCUACAGGACAGCUGGGUGCUUAAUAGCAAUGUCCCACUGGAAACCAGGCAUUUCUUGUUCAAGACGUCAUCAGGGACCACCCCUCUCUUCAGUAGCUCCUCCCCUGGAUACCCGCUGACUUCAGGGACCGUCUACUCUCCGCCCCCUCGCCUGCUGCCCAGGAACACCUUCUCCCGCUCAGCCUUCAAGCUGAAGAAGCCGUCCAAAUACUGCAGCUGGAAAUGCGCGGCGGUGACGGCAAUCGCAGCUGCCGCCCUUCUGGCCAUCUUACUGUCCUACUUCAUCGGUCCAUGGGCAGGGCGGAACACCAGCAUAGACAGCGGUAACAUCGAGGUGGGGAGACGGGUGACCCAGGAUGUCCCUCCCGGAGUGUUCUGGAGAUCCCUCCUCUACCUCAGCCAGCCGCAGUUCCUGAAAUUUAACAUCUCUCUCGGGAAGGACGCCCUCUUCGGAGUUUACAUUCGCAAAGGCCUGCCCCCCUCACACGCACAGUAUGAUUACAUGGAGCGCCUGGACGGGAAGGAGAAGUGGAGCGUGGUGGAGUCCCCCAGGGAAAGGAGGAGCAUCCAGACGGUGGUUCUGAACGAGGCGGUGUUUGUCCAGUACCUGGACGCCGGGGCCUGGCACCUGGCCUUCUACAAUGACGGCCGGGAGAGGGAAACGGUUUCCUUCAGCACAAACGUCAUGGAUUCGGUGCAAGAGUGCCCGCGCAAUUGCCAUGGCAACGGAGAGUGCAACUCGGGCGUUUGCCACUGCUUCCCCGGAUUCCACGGCAUGGACUGUUCCAAAGCUGCUUGCCCGGUGCUGUGCAGCGGCAAUGGCCAAUACGACAAGGGUUCCUGUGUGUGUUACAGUGGCUGGAAGGGACCCGAGUGCGACAUCCCCGUCACGCAGUGCAUCGACCCUCUUUGCAGCGGCCACGGCACCUGCACCGAUGGAAACUGCGUUUGCUCCAUCGGCUACAAGGGGCCAAACUGUGCGGAGGUGGAUUGCCUGGACCCGACGUGUUCCAACAACGGCAUCUGCGUGAACGGAGAGUGCCACUGUAAGCCCGGUUGGGGAGGGCUCCACUGCGAGCUGCCCAGGGCCCAGUGCCCGGAUCAGUGCCACGGCCACGGCGCCUUCAUCCCAGACACCGGCUUAUGCAGCUGUGACCCCAACUGGAUGGGACCCGACUGCUCCAUGGAGGUUUGCUCGGUGGACUGUGGCACCCAUGGCGUAUGCAUGGGCGGAGCCUGCCGCUGCGAGGAAGGCUGGACCGGGACCGGCUGCGACCAGCGCGUCUGCAACCCGCUCUGCAUCAAACACGGGACCUGCAAGGACGGCAAGUGCCAAUGCCACCAGGGCUGGAACGGAGAGCACUGCACCAUCGACCAUGGGAGCAUGGUUGACAAAGCAGACGGCUGUCCCAACUUAUGUAACGGCAACGGCCAGUGCACCAUGGGUCAGCAGAGCUGGCACUGUGAGUGUCAGACAGGCUGGAGGGGCCCCGGAUGCAGUGUUGCCAUGGAGACGUCCUGUGCUGACAACAAGGACAACGAAGGAGAUGGACUCACAGACUGCAUGGAUCCAGACUGCUGCAUUCAAAGCCCCUGUCAGAACAGCCCGCUGUGCCGCGGCUCCCGAGACCCCCUGCAGGUCAUUCAGCAGAACCUCGUGUCCCAGCCUCGAGUCCGAUCUUUCUACGACCGCGUCAAGAUGCUGGUGGGACGGGACAGCACCCACAUCAUCCCUGGGGAGAACCCAUUCAACUCCAGCUUGGCGUCACUCGUCCGGGGUCAGGUGCUGACCACAGAUGGAACCCCCCUGGUUGGGGUCAACGUGUCUUUUGUCAACUAUCCACACUACGGGUACACGCUGACGCGGCAGGAUGGAAUGUUUGACCUGAUAGCUAACGGCGGUGCAUCUCUGACCCUGCGGUUCGAGCGCGCCCCCUUCCUGAGCCAGGAGCGCACCGUGUGGCUGCCCUGGAGCCAGUUUUAUGCAAUGGACACGGUGGUGCUUAAGACUGAGGAGAACACGAUUCCAGGCUGCGAUCUGAGCGGCUUCGUCCGGCCUGACCCUGUUGUGAUUGCAUCCCCUCUCUCCUCCUUCUUCAGCUCCAAGCCAGGGGAGAAACCCAUCAUACCGGAGACACAGGUGCUGCAUGAGCAGAUCGAGGUGCCAGGCACCAACCUGAAGCUUUGCUACCUAAGCUCCCGCACCCAGGGCUACCGCUCUCUUCUCAAGGUGACCAUGACCCCAGCGGUAGUGCCGAUGGGCCUGCUGAAGGUCCACCUGAUGGUAGCUGUGGAGGGCCACCUCUUCCAGAAGUGGUUCCAUGCCUCCCCGAACUUGGCCUACACCUACAUCUGGGACAAGACGGAUGCGUAUGGACAGAGGGUGUACGGUCUGGCCGAGGCUGUCGGUGACAAUAAUCCAACCCAUAAGUACUUCCUUGCGGUGGAUCCUGUAUCCGGGGCCCUGUUCAUCUCAGAUACCAACUCCAGACGGAUUUACAGAGUCCGCUCGCUGACGGGCGGCCGGCUGCUGUCAGAUAACGCCGAGGUGGUGGCGGGGACAGGGGAGCAGUGCUUACCCUUUGACGAACGCUGCGGUGACGGUGGAAAAGCCACUGAAGCUACGCUCAUGAGCCCUAAAGGCAUCGCCGUGGAUAAAAAUGGCCUGAUGUAUUUUGUGGACGCCACUAUGAUUCGCAAGGUGGACCAAAAUGGCAUCAUCUCCACUCUGCUUGGCGCCAACGAUCUCACUGCCGUCCGGCCGCUGAGCUGUGACGCCAGCAUGGAUGUCAGCCAGGUCCGUCUGGAGUGGCCCACAGACUUAGCAGUGAACCCCAUGGACAACUCUCUCUAUGUCCUGGAAAACAAUGUCAUUUUACGCAUCACUGAGAACCACCAGGUGAGCAUCAUUGCCGGUCGGCCCAUGCAUUGCCAGGUUCCAGGCAUCGACUACAGCCUCAGUAAACUGGCUAUACAUGCAGCGCUGGAGAGUGCCACAGCCAUCGCCUUAUCCCACACCGGCACCCUUUACAUCGCUGAAACGGACGAGAAGAAGAUUAAUCGAGUCCGACAGGUGAACACUAAUGGGGAAAUCUCCCUCCUGGCUGGAACCGCCUCUGACUGCGACUGCAAAAAUGACGUCAACUGCAACUGCUUUUACGGCGAUGAUGGCUACGCCCCCGAUGCUGGUUUGAACUCCCCGGCGUCGCUGGCCGUCUCCCCUGAUGGAACUCUCUUCAUCGCAGAUCUCAACAACAUUCGCAUCAGGGCAGUGCAGGCCAACCGGCCGGGUCCAGCCCUCUCCAGCGUGGGGUUUGCUGGUUUGGCUCAGUAUGAGGUGGCAUCUCCAAGGGAGCAGGAGCUCUAUGUAUUCGACGGCGACGGGCUUCACAUCCAGACGGUCAGUCUCGUGACGGGCGAACCCCUUUUCAACUUCACCUACGGCCCUGACGGUGAGCUGGCCAUGCUGGUGGACAACUGCAACAACACCAUCAAGGUCAGGAGGGACGGCCAGGGACAGGGAGGAGGAGCCGGCCUGCUCAGGCUGGUGUUGCUGCCUGAGAAUCAGGUGGUGACUCUCGGAUUGGACCCGACUGGAGGCCUGCGCAGUGUGUCUGCCAUGGGCCAGGAAGUGGCUCUGAUGGGCUACAGCGGGAACACGGGGCUGCUGGCCACCAAGGCAGAUGAGACUGGAUGGACCACGUUCUAUCAAUAUGACAGCGAGGGCCGCUUGACCAACGUGACGUAUCCGACGGGCAUGGUGACGAGCCUCCACCGGGAAAUCGAGCGCUCCAUCAACAUUGACAUCGAGAGCUCAGGCAGAGACGACGACGUCACCGUCAUCACCAACCUGUCCUCUGUUGAAGCUUCGUACACCGUGGUGCAAGACCAGGUGAGGAACAGCUAUCAGCUGUGCAACAACGGCACCCUGAGAGUGAUGUACGCCAAUGGAAUGGGCAUCAGCUUCCACACCGAGCCCCACAUCCUGGCAGGUUCUGUGAGCCCGACCAUCGGCCGGAGGAACAUCACUCUGCCCACCGACAACGGCCUCAACUCCAUCGAGUGGCGUCUGCGUAAGGAGCAGACCAAGGGCCGGAUUACCGUGUUUGGGAGGAAGCUCAGGGCUCACGGCCGCAAUCUUCUUUCCAUCGACUUCGAUCGUAACACUCGCACCGAGAAGAUCUACGACGAUCACCGCAAGUUCACCCUGCGCAUCAUGUAUGAUGCUCAGGGCCGGCCGGCCAUGUGGCUGCCCAGCAGCAGCCUGGCGGUGGUCAACGUUUCGUAUUCUCCCACCGGGCAGCUGGUGGGGCUCCAAAGGGGAAGCAUGAGCGAGAAAACCGAAUUUGACCCCCAGGGUCGCAUCCUGUCCCGCUCGUUUGUGGACGGGAAGGUCUGGAGCUACAGCUACCUUGAUAAAUCCAUGGUGCUGCUCCUGCAGAGCCAGAGGCAGUACGUCUUUGAGUUUGAUGCCUCAGGUCGGGUCACGGCCGUCACCAUGCCCAGCGUCGCCCGCCACACCAUGUUCACGCACGUGUCCGUCGGCUACAUCCGCAACACCUACAACCCUCCGGAGAGCAACGCCUCCAUCAUCCACGACUUCAGCGAGGACGGCCGCCCGCAGGCCACGCACUACAUGGGCACCGGCCGCCGCGUCCUGUACAAGUACGGCAAGCUGGCCAAGCUGUCAGAGAUCGUGUACGACAGCACCGUGGUCACGUUCGGAUACGACGAGACGGCCGGGGUCCUCAAGAUGGUCAACCUGCAGAGCGGUGGCUUCUCCUGCACCAUCCGCUACCGCAAGAUGGGUCCCCUCAUCGACAAGCAGAUCUACCGCUUCAGCGAGGAGGGGAUGGUGAACGCCAGGUUCGACUACACCUACCAUGACAACAGCUUCCGCAUCGCCAGCAUGAAGCCGGUCAUCAGUGAGACACCGCUGCCUGUUGACCUCUACCGCUACGAUGAGAUCUCUGGGAAGGUGGAGCACUUUGGGAAAUUCGGGGUCAUUUAUUAUGACAUUAAUCAAAUCAUCACUACAGCUGUGAUGACACUGAGUAAACAUUUCGACACCCACGGUCGCAUCAAGGAGGUCCAGUACGAGAUUUUCCGCUCCCUCAUGUACUGGAUGACGGUGCAGUAUGACAGCAUGGGCCGGGUGGUGAAGAGAGAGCUGAAGAUCGGGCCCUACGCCAACACCACUCAGUACCGCUAUGACUAUGAUGGAGAUGGACAGCUCAGCGGUGUCAAGGUGAAUGACUGGUCCACCUGGCGCUACAGCUACGACCUGAACGGGAACCUCCACUUGCUAAAUCCGGGUAACAGUGCUCGGAUCUUGCCCCUCCGCUAUGACCUCAGGGACCGCAUCACCCGUCUGGGAGACGUCCAGUACCGCCUGGACGAGGACGGCUUCCUCAGUCAGCGCGGCUCCGACGUUUUCGACUACAAUUCCAAAGGUCAGCUCCUGAGGGCCUAUAACAGGGGACCAGGAGGCUGGAGCGUGGUGUACCACUACGAUGGGUUAGGGCGACGGGUGUCUACCCGGAACAGCCUGGGCCAGCAUCUGCAGUUCUUCUACGCUGACCUGAACCACCCGACUAGGGUGACUCAUAUCUUCAACCACUCCAGCUCAGACAUCUCAUCGCUCUACUAUGACCUGCAGGGUCACUUGUUUGCAAUGGAGGUGAGCAGCGGAGAGGAAUACUACAUCGCUUCGGACAACACCGGGACGCCGCUGGCAGUUUUCAGCAGCAACGGGCAAAUGAUCAAACAGGUCCAGUACACAGCCUAUGGGGAGGUCUACCUGGACUCUAACCCAGAGUUCACGCUGGUGGUGGGUUUCCACGGGGGCCUCUAUGACCCGCUCACCAAACUGGUCCACUUCACCCAACGAGACUAUGACGUAUUGGCUGGGCGCUGGACCUCCCCCGACUACAGCAUGUGGCCCAAGAUCGGGAAAGACCUCUCCCCAUUUAAUCUGUACAUGUUCAAGAACAACAACCCGCUCAGCGACAUGCUGGACGUCAAGAACUACGUCACAGAUGUGAAGAGCUGGCUGGUGAUGUUUGGCUUUCAGCUCAGCAACAUAAUCCCAGGAUUUCCUCGACACUCGCUGUACUUUGUGGAGCCGCCGUACGAGCUUCAGGCCACCCAACACUGUGAAAACGGACAGCUCAUCACAGGUGUGCAGCAGGCAGCUGAGCGCCACAACCAGGCCUUCAUGGCCCUUGAGGGCCGCCUUCUCAACAAAGAGCGUCGCAGACGUAAAGACAAGCCCGGCCACUGGUUCGGCACCAGCACCCCCAUCAUCGGGCGAGGAGUAAUGCUGGCCCUUAAAGAGGGCCGGGUGGUGGCUGGCGUGUCGCCUCUGGCCAGCGACGACAGCCGCAAAAUAGCUCUGGUGCUGAACGGCGCCCAGUACCUGGAGGGCACUCAUUACACUCAGGACGGGAAGGACUGCCACUACUUCGUGAAGGUGGGCUCUGCCGACAGCGACCUUUUGGCCCUGGGGCUCACGAAUGGAAGGAAGUCACUGGAGAGCGGCAUCAACGUGACAGUGAGCGGCCGAUCGAGGAGAGGCGUGACGGUGGAGUUUGCGGUUCCCUCGUUAGUGCUGAGCGUUCGCUACGGGCUCUCUGUGGACGUGGUGGACGAGGAGAAGGUCAGACUGUUGGAGCUGGCCAGGCAGAGGGCGCUGGCGGGGGCUUGGGCUAAGGAGCAGCAGCGAGCACGAGACGGGAAGGGGGGCAGUCGCCUGUGGACUGAAGGGGAGAGGCAGCAGCUUCUAUCGACAGGCCGGGUCCAAGGCUACGACGGAUACUACGUGCUGCCGGUGGAGCAGUACCCAGAACUGGCUGACAGCAGCAACAACGUCCAGUUUCUCCGACAGAACGAGAUGGGCAGGAGGUAACAGCCCACAGGAACCCCGCUGACUCUCCUAACAUCUCUGGAUUGUGUCCCUCUAUCCUAACCCCGCCUCCUUAACUUUACUCCUCUGAAAUCAAGGGAGAAUGAUCCGACAGACGGGGUUUCUCGCGGAACGCUGCAGGGACUUUUCAAAAAGAAUGAAAAACAUAUUGUUCAUUUUACUGCCACAGGCAAAAAAAAUUAAUGUUUAGUCUUUUAUUGUUUUGUUUUUUUCUUUUUUUGGAAAAAAAACUUUGAACCACUGACAAAAAAAAAAGCACUGAAGAACUCUGACAACUGUUGCUUAACCAAUAAGGAGAUUCCCCCCUUUUUUGAAAAAGAAAGUGAUAUUUUCGCCCAUAUUUUUUGGGUCACGCUGAAAAACAGCCACGAUAGCAACCCAACAGGACGGAGGCUGCACUGCGCCGGCCUCUGCGGCCUGGUCUCUAAUACAGACACUGAAGGCAAAGGGACCAAAGCGGAGACCAAACCUCCUCAGAGCGGAGCCAUCACCCGACACGCAUCACAAAACAGCGACGUCAACGCGAGCCGUCUCCCCGUCUCUCAGGCCUCCCAUCGUCCGUCCACCAGACCAGUUCCUCCGCUGAUGAGCCAAGCAACAGGACAACGGCAUCCAUGAACAUCCCAGCUGAUGAUGAACUGCAGCAAAUACUCAAAAAUAUAAUAAAUAAAGAAAAAAAAACUACGAAAAGGAAGUAAAAAAACAAAAAAACAAAAAAAAAAACGACGGCUAUAUCUGUGGAAAGUGGCAUAGCACCACCUUGUUUAUUUCUCAACGGGGAGGAGAAUCAUAUCCUCAUACAUAUGUGUCAGAUUACACUUAAAACUUUCAGGAUGUUGAGUAUACCGUAGAUGCCGUAGUUUUGUACGUUUCAGUCGCGGUAGAAUUGUGAGAUUUUCACCAAGGCACUUCUGUACAGAGCGAACGUAAACAGACACACACACCGCACUCACCGAGUCCGACAGACAUGCUGACUUACUAUUUAUUUCGUUUGAGUCUUUCUUUUUUUAUUUAUUUAUUCUUAGUACUAAAUGACAAUCAUGAAUGAGUCACCAGUUUUUAUCGAGACGAACAUGGAUGGACGAGCUUCUUUUGUUUUGUACGAUAUGUAAGAAAUGUUCAUUUCGGUUUUUGUAUUUGCUUUUUUUUUUUUUGGUUUGCUGACGUGGGGGGGGGGACAAUAGUCAACCGGCAAAAAGAGUAAUUUAUGUAAUGAGGUGUUUUAAAAAGCAGUUUAUACUUUAAAUAAAGUCUUUAAAACUGUGAAAUCUGUUUUUUCGAAGUAUAUUUCGAUGUACAGUGUAUAGAUUUACCUUUAUGCAGCACAGUAGAAUAUUGUUCAGAAUAUCAAGUUUUAUAUUUCUAAGAGGAAGUGGCUUGUAAUGUGCGAAACCUUUAGCUGCUCUUACUACUCUAGAGUUUUGUGGCACUCUGAUACUUCAUUAUCUACGAUAUCCGUCCAAAGUUUGUUUGGAUUUCUUUGGUUUUUGUUGGUUGGUUUGUUGUUUGGAAAGCAGAUUCUUUCUGUCCUAGAUCCCAACAGCAGUAGCAGUAAUGGAUCCCUCUCACUGUGAGGAGACUCGUGCUGGAUGUCAUAAUGUACCAAAUCAGUAUUAUCAGAGGGUGAUUCUUAUACAUUCACUGAAACGAGACUCUUCUGAGAAGCUUAUCAAUAAAACAUAAUU
Molecule: messenger RNA, 10681 nt
Organism: Cyprinodon variegatus (sheepshead minnow)
Lineage: Eukaryota; Metazoa; Chordata; Actinopteri; Cyprinodontiformes; Cyprinodontidae
Gene: tenm2a
Product: teneurin transmembrane protein 2
Exons: 35
Coding region: 1110-8978 (2622 amino acids)
Biological process (GO): heterophilic cell-cell adhesion; neuron development; signal transduction
Cellular component (GO): membrane; neuron projection
Molecular function (GO): calcium ion binding; cell adhesion molecule binding; protein heterodimerization activity
Source: RefSeq, a predicted model, not a curated record